This is a messenger RNA of Dicentrarchus labrax (European seabass), 3439 nucleotides long. RefSeq names its product ephrin-A3a (gene efna3a). Lineage: Eukaryota; Metazoa; Chordata; Actinopteri; Moronidae. Gene Ontology annotation, molecular function: ephrin receptor binding. The coding region runs from base 519 to 1193 and encodes 224 amino acids. The transcript has 5 exons. Gene Ontology annotation, cellular component: plasma membrane. Gene Ontology annotation, biological process: ephrin receptor signaling pathway; axon guidance. The record is from RefSeq and is a predicted model, not a curated record.
UCUCCUCCAUCAGAGGGCGGGCUUGUAGCGUUGUGUGCGCAGCGUGUGGUUGCUGCUGCUGCUGAUGAUGAGAGGAGCGGCAGGUACACAAACCUUUCAACGGAGAUCGAGCGGCUUCCAAGCUGUGUAAAGAACAAUAAACACCGCCGACCUCAGCUGUCAGCCGUGAAUGUGGUACCUUUCUCUUGCCUUACCAUUAGCCUACCUGUGUGGUUUCUCUCUAAUGAAAGCAGAAUUUUGCCAAACAAAUGAAGGAGUGAGUUUGAAAGUGCGCAGCGGGUGCGAGAAAGAAGUCCAAAUAGAUUUUGGCACAAGUGAAGACGUGCAGAUGGGUCUCCUCGCAAUGGGAUUUGAGUUGAAGAACACGUAACCAGUCAGAAGUCACCCUGAUUCAACCCGUUGUUAAGGUAACUGGGAACUUGAAAAGGCGUCUUUUGACCGCUGGGAUGUUGUGAACGACGCGUCGCCUGGGACAGAAGGAAGAGGGCAACCAGGGCUGGACGAGCACCGGAGGGAUUAUGGCUCUCGCAACGUUUUCUCUCAGCCUCAUCACGCUGGCGCUUGCAAACUUGCACCUGUCGAGAGCCAGCGACCGGCAUGCGGUGUACUGGAACAGCUCAAACCUACUGCUACGAAGAGAGGGAUACACGGUGCAGGUCAGCGUCAACGACUACCUGGACAUCUACUGCCCGCACUAUAACACCACCCAGCGGGGGACGCUGGAGCGCACCGUGGCCGAGCAGUACAUCCUCUACAUGGUCAGCUACCGCGGCUACCGCACCUGCGACCCCCAGCUGGGCUUCAAGCGCUGGGAGUGCAACCGGCCCCAUGCGCCUCACGCCCCCAUCAAGUUCUCGGAGAAGUUCCAGCGCUACAGCGCCUUCUCGCUGGGCUACGAGUUCAACGUGGGCCAGGAAUACUACUAUAUCUCCACGCCCACCCACCACCACGGCCACAGCUGCCUGAGACUGAGGGUCUACGUCUGCUGCUCCACCGUUUCCCAGGCAGAUGAUGACUCCAGUCAGACUCCUCCUGACUACACAGUCAGGCCAAACAUCAAAAUACACAACAUUGAUGAAUUUAACCCUGAAGUUCCCAAACUGGAGAAAAGCGUCAGUGGCAGCAGCCCAUCACGUGACCGCCUUCUUCUCACCGUGGCGAUGAUGCUCGUGUCGGGCAUCUUUUUGUCCUAGCGACUGUCACCGUGAGUGACACUUCAUGCAUUGCUGGACCGCCUUGUCCAAAGGGCUUUGUAUCCACCAAGUUGUUGAUGUGAAAGUUGUCAGAAACACAGAAGAGAAUCAAGUAGAAACAGAACCACAAUCAAAAAGACACAGAAGUAAAUCCUUGAACUUAACUUACCUGGACUUUAAAAAAAAGGAGAGGCCUUUUUGCUGUCAUAUUUAUACCCAUGUAUUUUGACACUUCAUGAGUUGUUGGACAUCAAUAUUAUAUGAAUACCACAGCAUUUCAUGCAGGUGUGUUUGCCACAACAUGAAGACCACAAUCACAACGUAUAUUCAGACUUCUGUGCUGCUGUGGAGAAAAAAGUGGACUUGUAAUGAGUUGGAUGUAGACUACACACUCUUAUUGUAGCAUGGACAUCAAAUCACCUGAGGAAUUUAAGCUGCGCUGUCUUCAGCUGAUGAAAGCAAGGCUUUUGUAGCUUUGAAAAAGGUGGCAAACAUGGACUUCUGCAGUGGAUUUUUAGGCCUUGGACCACGGACCAAGUAUGCUGAUGGAUAAAACUCAGAAGUAGUAAAGAGCAAGCUGGACUCUGGAACUGUACUGAUCUUACCUGGGCUAUACAGGAUAUUUAUAUAAUCAGUCAGUGAUGAGAACUGCUGCCAUUGUCCUGGACAUUGAAGAAUGUUUUCACACUGGUGGUGAGAGAGCUGCUGGUAAUAAGAAUCCAAGGUGGUUCUUAAGAAAAGGGAAAGACUUUGUGAGGAUAUCCACAGGCCUUUUAAGAAUCCAUUUUCUCCAGACAUCAAAAAUACCCCUGGCUUUGUGAUAGGUACAGAUGCAAAGCCUGCAUUUCUUAGAAGAUAGCGAGUGCCCUCUUAGAACUAGUCUUUUGUCUGCAUUUCCUGCCUUCACACUGUAAACCUAGAAAAAUACAGACUCUGGACUAGUAAUUUGACGGCACUUAGACUUGGUAGAUGUGUGUUUUGUUCCGAUGCAUUUACCUUCAGCACUUCACGUAGAUUUUCCGGAUGUCAAACCUUUCUCCUAGCAGCAAUCAGCAGAGUCAUUCAGAAUACCACUAAUUUACAAUUCUUAAAAACCUCUCUCAGCAGCAAGUUCCCUUUUAAUCCCAGACAACCCCGUCUAUUCCUUUUCCACUUCAGAGGUUCCCAGCCAAUCAGUGCUGAUGGCCAUUAUAGCAGUCACAGUCACCAUGGAAACGACCCCAUACAGUCGCCGGAGCGCGGCAGGUGCCUGAGGGGAAAUUGUGCUUUGAGUCUCAAAGUAACGCUGCCGCCAUUUUGUUAAAAAAAAAAACAAACACACACGUGUGAAUGUGCAAUUAAAAAGAAGUUCACUUUUUUAUAUUGUAAUACAGGACAAUGUAGGCUGGCAUUAAUCAAAUUACAAUGUUGUGCUUUUUUAAUUUAUUUACUUUUCAAAUGUAUUUAUUUUAACAUUAAAGUAUAUUAUUUAUCUACCUAAUUUAUUAGUGUGCAUUUGUAGGCCUUUGCUCAAUAAGCUAUUGUGCCAUUUUUUAUUCUUUUUUUUAAACAGUGGAAUUUUUACUGCAGCAUUUUGCUUGUGUAGAUAAAUAGUCAGAUGUAAUUGAGCCUGGCAAAAAGAAAGGGUGACUGGUUAUGACUAAUCAGUAGGGAUAUACAUUCAGUAACCCUACUCUCAUAUAACAGAUACAGCUAACCAGAUUAUGUUGCUGAAAAGCAUGUCAUAAACCAACGAUGAAUGCACAGACAGAGCCGAUGUUGAUGGAAGGGCAGCAUUCCUCAAGUGCUGCGCUUGCGAAACGAAGGAGUCUGCAAUGUAAUGUAUAUUUAUAAUACAUGCCGGUUAUGGAAUGUGCGUGCAACUGCACAAGCGUGUAUGACUGUGUGUGUGACUGUUUGUGAGUGUGGGAGCGAACAAGAGAAAAACACAUAUGUGUGCACAUUUGUGUGCGUAUGUAUGUAGAAUGUGUUUGUCCGCGCUUUUAAAGUAUGUGGCAUUUAGAAAUUUCGUACCCGUUAAGGAGUCGUUUGUAGGAUCUGAAUAUGCAAGUGUGUAUGAGAGAAUGUGCUCUUCUGUAAUGUUAGUUUACGUUACGGGGUUUGGGAAGCGGGUAAAAAGCAUUUACUGAUGUUGAAGACAACCACAAGAAAUGUGUUUACCUUUGACAAGAAUGAAUAAAAAAAAACUGUAAAUUGAUCCAAGAAUGAUUAAAACAAUGCCAAUUAAAAUGUUUUUUGCAAAUUUA